Molecule: messenger RNA, 385 nt
Organism: Ctenocephalides felis (cat flea)
Lineage: Eukaryota; Metazoa; Arthropoda; Insecta; Siphonaptera; Pulicidae
Product: DNA-binding protein RFX2-like
Exons: 3
Coding region: 58-363 (101 amino acids)
Biological process (GO): regulation of transcription by RNA polymerase II
Molecular function (GO): DNA-binding transcription factor activity, RNA polymerase II-specific; RNA polymerase II cis-regulatory region sequence-specific DNA binding
Source: RefSeq, a predicted model, not a curated record
GUCAGUUGAAGUUCAGACGUUAUUAAAGUCAGUCGAAGCUCAGACGUAAAUAAUAAAAUGGAAGGCGGUGAACAUAGAAGCAACAGCAGACUAUUGGAGGUUUUAUGGUUGCGUAAAUUCUACGAGAGAGCCAAGGGCGUGUGUAUACCCAGGGUGAUGGUGUACAAGCAAUACUUCUGCCAUUGCUUAAAAUAUAACUUGGAUCCAAUUAAUAGAGCCAACUUCGGCAAGGUGGUCCGUUUUGUAUUCCCGGGUGUGGGCGCGAGACGCCUCGGUUCUCGAGGUGAUAACCGGUACUAUUAUUCCGGGAUAAGAAGAAAACCGCAAAACAAAAAAAAUAAGCACACAAAAUUGACACAUUGACACAAAAUGGAAGAAUUCGAAG